Messenger RNA from Pararge aegeria (speckled wood butterfly), 2271 nucleotides. It is a transcript of the gene AcCoAS, whose product is annotated as acetyl-coenzyme A synthetase. The transcript is spliced from 9 exons. Gene Ontology annotation, molecular function: AMP binding; acetyl-CoA synthetase activity. Bases 63 to 2057 code for a protein of 664 amino acids. The record is from RefSeq and is a predicted model, not a curated record. NCBI's taxonomy places the organism in Eukaryota, Metazoa, Arthropoda, Insecta, Lepidoptera, Nymphalidae.
CAGACAUCGUCAAGGCAAGACAACUACAUAUUUGUGGCGCGGAUUUAGCGCAAACUGCUAGAAUGUCGCGCGUUUACAAACCGACCGACUAUGUUGUCAAUAAAUCCUGGGUGCCCACCCUACAAAAAUACAAAGAGAUGUACAAAAAAUCAAUAGAUGAUCCAGAAGCUUUUUGGUCAAAAAUAGCCAGUGAAUUCCACUGGGAGAUUCCUUACCAGCCCGGCAAUUUCGUUUCAUACAACUUCGAUGUCGACAAGGGGGAUAUUUUUAUUAAGUGGAUGGAAGGGGCUGUAACCAACGUUUGCUUCAAUCUUUUGGACCGCAACGUGAGAAAUGGCCAUGGGGAUAAGAUCGCCUACUACUGGGCCGGCAACCACCCGGAUGACUAUAGCCGCAUCUCAUACAGAACCUUAUUGGACGUGGUUUGCCAGUUCAGCAAUGCUUUAAGGAGUCAUGGAGUCAAAAAGGGUGAUAGAGUAUCAAUUUACAUGCCCAUGAUCUUGGAGACAGUUGUAUGCAUGUUGGCAUGUGCCAGAAUCGGCGCAAUACAUUCUGUCGUGUUUGCAGGAUUCUCACCGGAUUGUUUGGCGGAGCGUAUGGCCGAUUGUAAAGCUAAAGUCCUAGUAACCUCUGACUGUGCUUGGAGAGGCGAAAAGCUUCUCACCUUGAAGAAAACAUGCGACGAAGCGUUAGAAAUUGCGAGGACAAAAAAGAAUCACAAAGUGGACAUGUGCAUAGUUGUCGCACACCUUAAACGGGUCACACCUUGUGGGCCUAUGCCUAACAUCGAAACAUUGUAUGAAUGGCAUGACGAUAUUGAUGUUUGGUGGCAUGAUAUCAUUGAGGAUCAAUCGACUAUCUGCCAGCCUGAGUGGAUGGGCGCUGAGGAUCCACUCUUCAUGUUAUACACAAGUGGGUCUACGGGCAAGCCAAAAGGCGUCCUGCACACAACUGCUGGCUACCUGCUGUACGCGACGGCUACCUUCCGUUACGUGUUCGACUACCGUCCCCAAGACAUCUACUGGUGCACCGCUGAUGUUGGCUGGAUCACUGGCCACACAUACGUCGUCUACGCGCCGUUGGCCAACCGCGCCACAUCUGUGCUGUUCGAGGGCACACCAUUCUAUCCAGACAACGAUCGGUACUGGGCUUUGAUUGAAAAAUAUAAAGUUACCCAGUUCUACACUGCGCCCACUGCCAUCAGAUCUCUCAUGAAAUUUGGUGAAGAAGCCGUGAAAAAGCAUAAGGUGAACUCGCUGCGUGUUUUGGGCAGCGUGGGAGAACCGAUCAACCCGGAGGCUUGGCUCUGGUAUUACAACGUCGUCGGCAAUGGCAGAUGCUCCAUAUCCGACACAUUCUGGCAAACUGAGACUGGUGGCCACGUUCUUACUAGUCUACCUGGAGCCACACCUAUGAAGCCUGGAGCUGCUGGUUUCCCAUUCUUCGGAGUUGAGCCGAUGCUGCUGGAUGAGAACGGCGUGGUAAUUGAGGGUGAAGGCGAGGGCUACUUGGUGUUCUCGAAACCAUGGCCCGGCAUCAUGAGGACGCUCUUCGCAGAUCACAGCCGAUACGAAAGUGUUUACUUCUCUAAAUUCAAGGGCUACUAUUGUACUGGCGAUGGUGCUAGGCGCGAUGAAGAUGGAUUCUUGUGGGUUACUGGGCGCAUUGAUGAUAUGCUGAACGUUUCUGGUCACUUGAUGUCGACCGCCGAAGUUGAAGGCGUCCUUACCGAGGAGCCAAGAGUCUCUGAAGCCGCGGUCGUCUCAAAACCUCACCCAGUUAAGGGCGAAUCUCUCUACUGCUUCGUUAUUCUCGUCGAAGGUGCUAAAUUCGACGCUGAUUUAGUUGCUGCUCUGAAGAAGCUCGUUAGGAACAGGAUUGGUGCCUUCGCAGCCCCGGAUGUCAUCCAAUACGCGCCAGGGUUACCUAAGACUAGGUCUGGUAAGAUUAUGAGAAGGAUACUGAGAAAAAUUGCCCUCGGAGACGAGAAUAUUGGCGACACUUCAACAUUGGCUGAUCCAUCUGUUAUAGUGGAACUUUUCAAAAAUCGGCCUUAAAUAGUAUGAUGAUGUUAUCAUUCAUCAUUACAGUUGUCGGUCGACACGCUUUUUAUUUUUAUUACUAAAUUUUUUUAUGCGAACUAUAUAAUUAGUUCAGUGUUUGUAAUGCACAAUUUUUUGUAGUUAUAUUAUGAUGAGCUUCGUUAUUAGUUCACAUACAAUUUAGAUGUUUAGAGAAUAAUAAUAAACUACUAUAUUAUGCUACUAAAAC